AUGGGACAAUUUGUGGGCUCAAGAAAAUUUUCUCUCAAUGCUUUAUGGGCUUGGCAGCAACUGGCUGGCCAUUGGGUACUGGCGUUGGGCCGAACUGUCUUGGGGAGAGCUGCUGGAUGGAGAUCUCGUUGGCACGUGGAGCUGCUGGGUGGCAUGGUGGAAGAGGUUGGAAGUGUGGGUGAAGAAGCAGGAGGCAUGAAGGAGCUGCUGUUGGGAAAUGGCCAGGCAGGCGGGCUUGGGCUUCUUGGGCCUGGGCAGAUGAAUCUUCAGACUAAGGAACUGUCCAGCAUUAUUGAUACGUUCCAUGACAUGCACAAGCAUUUGACACGUGGGUGGGUGAGCACGAAUGCUAAGGAUGCAUAUGAUGCCUUCCAACAAGAAGUGCAAACACAAUCCCAAUCUGAAUCUUCAGGAGGAAGUAGCCAUGUCAAUGAGACUAUUGGACGCAAGUUGAGGGGCACUAGUACCUUUGCCUCAGGCGCCACCAAAUCAGUUUCACAGUCAAAGGCAUCACCAUUUACGUCCACUACAUUAUUGGGAUUUUGUGGUAGCACACCUUCUUAUUGCAAAAAUGGGUGCCAAAGCCAGUGCUCACCCCUGCCCCCAAGCCCGAGACCUCCACCACCUAGCCCACCACCACCCAGCCCACCACCGCCUGUAAGCCCAGAUAAACCUGAAUGUGGAAGGGACGCAGGUGGUGCCCUGUGCCCAAAUAAUCUUUGUUGUAGCUAUUGGGGUUUUUGUGGUAGCACACCUCCUUAUUGCAAAAAUGGUUGCCAAAGCCAGUGCUCACCCUCACCCGCAAGCCCAAGCCCAAGCCCACCACCUCCGAGUCCACCACCACCUAGUCCGCCACCUCCGAGUCCACCACCGCCGCCGCCUGUAAGCCCAGAUAAACCUGAAUGUGGAAGGGACGCAGGUGGUGUCUUAUGCCCAAAUAAUCUUUGUUGUAGCUAUUGGGGUUUUUGUGGUAGCACACCUCCUUAUUGCAAAAAUGGUUGCCAAAGCCAGUGCUCACCCUCACCCUCACCCCCAAGCCCAAGCCCACCACCACCGAGUCCACCACCUCUUAGUCCACCACCACCCAGUCCGCCACCUCCGAGUCCACCACCACCGCCACCUGUAAGCCCAGAUAAACCUGAAUGUGGAAGGGACGCAGGUGGUGCCCUAUGCCCAAAUAAUCUUUGUUGUAGCUAUUGGGGUUUUUGUGGUAGCACACCUCCUUAUUGCAAAAGUGGUUGCCAAAGCCAGUGCUCACCCUCACCCCCAAGCCCAAGCCCACCACCACCUCCGAGUCCACCACCACCCAGUCCGCCACCUCCAAGUCCACCACCACCGCCUGUAAGCCCAGAUAAACCUGAAUGUGGAAGGGAUGCAGGUGGUGCCUUGUGCCCAAAUAAUCUUUGUUGUAGCUAUUGGGGUUUUUGUGGUAGCACACCUCCUUAUUGUAAAAAUGGUUGCCAAAGCCAGUGCUCACCCUCACCUCCAAGCCCAAGCCCACCACCACCUAGCCCACCUCCACCAAGCCCACCACCUCCAAGCCCCCCACCACCGAGUCUACCACCUAGCCCACCACCGCCUGUAAGCCCAGAUAAACCUGAAUGCGGAAGGGACGCAGGUGGUGCCUUGUGCCCAAAUAAUCUUUGUUGUAGCUAUUGGGGUUUUUGUGGUAGCACACCUCCUUAUUGCAAAAAUGGUUGUCAGAGCCAGUGCUCUCCCUCACCCCCAAGCGCAAGCCCACCUCCACCCAGCCCGCCACCUUUGAGCCCACCACCACCUACAAGCCCAGAAAGACCAGAUCACAGGUGUGGAAUAUAUUUUGGCAACAACCCAUGUAAUACUGGAAGGUGUUGCAGCAAGCAUGGUUGGUGUGGUAGCACAUAUAAAUAUUGUCGAGGAUCAUAUUGUCAAUACCAAUGCUGGAAUAGUGUGUAUUGGGUUGAUCUCCCUCAUACUUUUCUCUGGCAUGACAAUACUACUAAUGUUCUAAGCAACAUUAUUAGUGAACCACUGUUUAACGAGAUGUUUAAGCAUAGAAAAGAUUGUCCAAGUCAAGGUUUCUAUAAUUACGAGUCUUUUAUCAUUGCUGCUGCUUCUUUUCCUGAAUUCUGUACAACUGGUGAUGUGGCAACUCGCAAAAGGGAGCUUGCAGCUUUCUUUGCUCUAACCUCUCAAGAAACUACAGGUGAAUGGACUGAUUCAAUAGAUCCACACACAUGGGGAUAUUGUUUUAUUAAUAGAACUGGUGGUGAGGAUGAUUAUUGUACAUCUUCUCAUUGGUCAUGUGCUUCCGGCAAAAAAUAUAAUAGUCGAGGACCGUUUCAACUUACUCACAACUACAACUAUGGGCUUGCCGGUAGAGCUCUGGGGAUAGAUUUGAUAAACAAUCCUGAUUUGAUAGCAACAGAUGCAGUUGUGUCCUUUAAAACUGCCAUAUGGUUUUGGAUAGCUCAACAUGACAACAAUCCUUCAUUUCAUAACAUUCUUAUCAAUGCUAAUUCUAGACCUAAUCAACUCCCAAGUUAUGGUAAUUUCAAUGAUGGGUUGAGACACCAAAAUGAUUUCGGUACAAACAUCGUCGGGUUCUAUAAAAGGUAUUGUGACAUGUUAGAAGUGAGCUAUGGAGAUAUAUUAGACUUUUAUUUGUCUGACCAUACCUCUUUCUUUCCAAAAGUUUCUAGCAUUUGAAUGCCCUUCUUCUGAAAUCGAUUAGGGACAAAAAUAAAAAUAAAAAUAGUGGAUUUAUAUAAGAAUAAAUAAACCCUACUAUUACCUCCUAUGCAUAUAUUACAUUAUUAGUUACUUCUGUGUCAAAAAUGGAGCUUAAAUUGUUGUAUGUACAUAUAUUGUUGAGCUUUAUGAGAUUAAAUUAAUGGCUCUUUAAUAUUA
Molecule: messenger RNA, 2889 nt
Organism: Humulus lupulus (European hop)
Lineage: Eukaryota; Viridiplantae; Streptophyta; Magnoliopsida; Rosales; Cannabaceae
Exons: 7
Coding region: 1-2688 (895 amino acids)
Biological process (GO): chitin catabolic process; cell wall macromolecule catabolic process
Molecular function (GO): chitinase activity; chitin binding
Source: RefSeq, a predicted model, not a curated record